This is a messenger RNA of Capsicum annuum, 2180 nucleotides long. RefSeq names its product ATP-dependent 6-phosphofructokinase 5, chloroplastic. The coding region runs from base 140 to 1747 and encodes 535 amino acids. The transcript is spliced from 13 exons. Gene Ontology annotation, biological process: glycolytic process; fructose 6-phosphate metabolic process. Gene Ontology annotation, molecular function: ATP binding; 6-phosphofructokinase activity. Lineage: Eukaryota; Viridiplantae; Streptophyta; Magnoliopsida; Solanales; Solanaceae. Gene Ontology annotation, cellular component: cytoplasm. The record is from RefSeq and is a predicted model, not a curated record.
GAAACAACUAGAAAAUCCACUUUUGACUUUGUUCUUCCUUUUUCCCUCUUUAUACAAAAAAAAAAAAAAGAAAAAAAACAAAAACAAAGCAGAAACUUUUCUACAUUAUUCUUCGAAACUCCUAGACAUUUUACACAAAAUGAAUUCACUUUCUCCGGCGAUCGGAACGAGCACGAUCCGACCAUCAACAAAUUUUUACGGCGACCAUGAGCUACUACUCAUCAGCUCCGUUAAGUUAAUAAAGUUGUCUCCGCCGUUAACUUGCCGGAAAAUGAGAAUGAGAGUUGUAGCACAAGCAAAAAGCGCCGUUGUUGUAUCUAACAAUAUUGAUUUCAGCGAUCCGGAAUGGAAAGUGAAGUAUCAAAGAGAAUUCGAAGCUCGUUUUAAUAUUCCUCAUAUUACUGAUGUUUUCCCCGAUGCAGUUUCGUAUCCUUCCACUUUCUGUCUCAAAAUGAGGACUCCAGUCACUGAGGAUUUUGCACAAGGUUAUCCCUCAGAUGAAGAAUGGCAUGGAUACAUCAAUAACAAUGAUAGAGUACUUCUUAAAACUAUUAAUUAUUCCUCUCCAACUUCUGCUGGCGCUGAGUGCAUUGAUCCUGAUUGUACAUGGGUAGAGCAAUGGGUUCAUCGUGCUGGUCCUCGAGAGAAAACAUAUUUCAAACCAGAGGAGGUGAAAGCAGCUAUUGUAACCUGUGGUGGGCUAUGCCCAGGUCUUAAUGAUGUUAUUCGACAGAUAGUUAUCACCCUUGAGAUAUACGGUGUGAAGCAAAUUGUGGGGAUUCCAUUUGGAUACCGUGGGUUUUUAAACGAAGAAUUGACUGAAAUGCCAUUAUCCAGGAAAGUGGUACAAAAUAUUCAUCUAUCUGGUGGAAGCUUGUUAGGUGUAUCACGUGGAGGACCUAAAGUUUCUGACAUCGUGGAUAGCAUCCGGGAAAGAAGAAUAAACAUGCUCUUUGUGCUAGGCGGAAAUGGUACACACGCUGGUGCAAACGCAAUUCAUGAUGAGUGUCGUAGAAGACGUAUGCAGGUAGCUGUAGUUGGUGUGCCAAAAACUAUAGACAAUGAUAUUAUGCUUAUGGACAAAACAUUUGGUUUUGAUACUGCUGUUGAAGAAGCACAGAGAGCCAUUAAUUCUGCUUAUAUUGAGGCACAUAGUGCAUAUCAUGGUAUCGGAAUUGUGAAGUUGAUGGGUCGUAGCAGUGGGUUUAUAGCUAUGCACGCAUCGCUAGCUAGUGGACAGAUAGACAUAUGCUUGAUUCCAGAGGUGCCUUUUAAUCUGCAUGGGCCUCAUGGCGUGUUGCAGCAUCUAAAAUAUCUGCUUGAGACAAAGGGAUCAGCCGUGGUUUGUGUAGCAGAGGGUGCUGGGCAGGAUUUCCUAGAGAAAACCAAUGCAAAGGAUGCAUCUGGAAAUGCUGUACUUGGAGAUAUUGGUGUUCACAUACAACAACAGAUCAAGAAGUACUUCAAGGAGUUUGGGGUUACAACUGAUGUAAAAUACAUCGAUCCUACAUACAUGAUCCGUGCAUGCCGUGCAAAUGCAUCAGAUGGAAUUCUCUGCACUGUACUAGGUCAAAAUGCUGUUCAUGGUGCGUUUGCUGGAUUCAGUGGCAUCACAGUGGGUAUAUGCAAUACUCACUAUGUGUACUUCCCAAUUCCAGAAGUCAUUGCUCAGUCCAAGGUUGUGGACCCUAACAGCCGCAUGUGGCAUCGUUGCUUGACAUCCACAGGCCAACCAGACUUUCUUUAAAUUGGACGCGCGGCUCAAUUUUUUCGGGUGAAACUGUACAUUUGUUUUAAAGUAUAGCAGAGGAGCAGGGAGCCAGAUUGAGCAAAUCACGGCAUUGCCCUAUUCCCGGCUGUUAAAAGAAUAACACGAGAGCAUGGGACGACUCAAUUUUUUGUAAGGUACACAACUUUAGAAUACCCGUUCAGAAGGGUAUGUGUAAAAUUAUGUUUCUCGGAUCAUCCAAAAUGGUUACCACACUCAUGUCAAAUCCUCCAAGAAUGCAUAGCUUUUGGAGGGUCUGACAUAACAUAGAUGUAGAAGAAAACUAUCUUAGAGAUCCAAGUUAGCAUUUUCACUUUGUUCCUUCACAACGCGAUAAAACAUUCUUCUGAUUGAAGAAAUUCAUCCUUCAGGAUCAUUUGAUGAAAAAAUAAAUGAAUGUUUCAUCGAUGUA